UACAUUUUUAGACAUUCUAGACAUUUCAGAUGAUGGAUUUUAAACAAUUACAAUAAUUAUAUUUGUUUAAAAUCUUCGACAGUACAUUGUACAAUCACAGAAUAAAUUACAUAAUUAUUACAGUUAUUUAAAAUGAACGUUUCCAAAUUAUUAAAACGAAAAUUACAUUUUUGCACAGAAAUUAUAAAUUCACAAAACAAUUUGGGCGUUCGGUGAUCAGCAAUCCAUAACCUAGCAAAUAUCUAUAUGUGGAAUUUGUUAAUCCAACUCAUAGUCCAUAUGCAGACAUAGUCGUAUUCUGAAAUUUGGCACCCGGGUCCAGGACUCCAGAUGCUAUAAAUGUUUCCCUCCCUCUAUAAAAAAAAUAUAUUACCUACACUAGAUAAUGUGUUUUUUUUAAUUGUAAUAGGUGAAGUACUGAACUAUGCUUCAUGAAAUAAUAGAAGGUAGAAUACUUUUAAUCACUUUUAUAAGGCUUGCCUUAUAAAACUGUUACUACCGGCUAAUCCUACUUUUCAAAAGAAAUUAAAUAAAAGCUAGUUAAAAAGAAAACACAGUUUAUACAAUAUUUAUUUAUAAUAAAUUUAUUAUCCACAAAUUACAAAACAUAAAAUCUACAUUGGUUUUUUGCGAGCUUUAGAGGAACUAUACUCAUUGACAUUGUUCAUUAAUCCCCGUGCGGGAUAAUAUGAGGAUAUUUUUAUAUCGGUUUGACUGACGAAUGUAUAGGAAAUUUCAUAUAUUCUGUCUCUGUGGAUGUAUCAACUUUGGACUGUCCCUUUCAUUUCUUUUUUAUUUAUUGAAAAUUUGAAAAUAUCAUUAUAAAACUUAUGGAUGUGAGCAAGCUGCAAGGGGUUUUUAUAUUUAUUUACACCGUGGAUGUGACAUUUCCAAAAUAUAUUUGAUUGUUCAUGUUCAUUGGUUUAUUAAAUUGGCUAUGGGUUAUAAACUUAUAACUUAUAAGUUAUAACUUAUACCUAGAUACUAUAAAUGAUUUAUGAUCAUUCCUAUGUCCAAUGAUAAAUUACAGUAUUUGGUUAUAAGUUAUAAUAAUAAUUAUAACAAUUAACAAUAAAAUAAUAAUAACUUAUAACAUUAGAUAUAUAUUGUACGAAUAUACAACAUAAUAUUAUACCACAGACAUAUAAUAAUAUAUAUAGAUAUGUAUGUAGCUUUAUACUUUUAUAUAAUUAUAAUAUGUCUGCAUUAUAAAGAUUAUAAUAUAUGUUUUUAUUUUUUCAAUGCUUUAAUAACUAAUAAGCAUAUUAUAUAGAUACUAUUUAAUAUAAUAUAAUAUCUUAAUUCGUGGUAUUAAGUCACAGACUUCUAAAUUACAAUAGAAAGUAGAAGUACCUACACUUCUGUAAUCUGUACUAUCCUACUAUAUAGAAAUCGGUGUAUUAACUAUUAUUUAAGAAGUUUUUUUUUUAUGGCUCUAGUCCGGGAAUAGGCCCAAAAGCCUAGUUCGGACGCUUAUUUGGCAGAAUUUCUAUUUGGGCACCCGUAGGUUUCUGCCGUGCCUGGUUGGGGGAUGGCGGUCUCUCCGUCUAGACCGUUGCCUGCCCAGAGAGCGAUGCCGCCCUACGUCCGUGGCCGGGAUUCGAACCGGCGCCGGUGCGCGUUACAACCGACGCCGUAGUCUGCUCGGCGCCCUCGGUCACUCCGUCCCCCAUCUAAAUUAUAACAAUAAUCUGAAUAAUCGAUUGUUUUAUAUAUCCACGGACUAAGGUACAUCCAGAGAUUUUAAAUAACCUAUCAUUAGUUAUUUAAAGUUACCUGUUAUUUAAAAUCUCUGGGUAUAUCUUAGUCCUUAAAUAUAAAAUAUAUCUAAUAUGAUUGUUUACUACAGGACGGAUAUUAUAAUAUUAUCUUAGUCCGUGGUCCGCGACUACCAGUUGGGUCUUAUCAUAGAACAAUGGUCUUAUCGUACUACAUAUACAUAUUGAUAACUUGAUAAAUCGCUUAUGCAGUCUUUGAUACAAAUAUACCGGGGAGCGCUAGUGUUGUUUCUAGUAUCAAUAUUCAAUAAUUUAAUUUUUCAACUUUAUAAGCCAGUAGUUGACAGUUGUAAAUUGUAAUUGACUUCUCUUUCUAAUUUCUGUUUAUUGUUCAAUAUUUUUAUAUGUUAAACACUGACUGUCUAUCAGCUAGUCUAUAGACUGUUAAUUGUAUAUGUUAUCUGUGUGUCUUCUGUCUAAAUAGUCUGUACUCCUGUGUACUGUUUAGUGUCACUAGUGUUUGCUGUGUAGACUUGUGGUUCAUUGAUUCACAUCAGACGUGUUAAUAGCCACUUCGUUUUAAAAAUGUUGUUCUACUCAUUUUUUAAAUCACUCGUUGGGAAGGAUGUCGUUGUUGAAUUAAAAAAUGAUCUAAGUAUUUGUGGUACAUUACAUUCUGUGGAUCAAUAUUUGAACAUCAAACUCGUUGACAUAAGUGUAACUGAUCCUGAAAAAUACCCACAUAUGGCUUCUGUAAGGAACUGUUUCAUUAGAGGUUCAGUGGUUCGCUAUGUACAACUACCAGCAGAUGAAGUUGAUACACAGUUGUUACAAGAUGCUGCACGUAAAGAAGCAACAGUCACACGCUAAUAUAUUUUACAUUUAAUUACAACUAAGGAACUUAUUGUUUAAGAAGUAAUAUAAAAAUAACUGUAUAAUUUAUUUUCAAAACAUUUAUUUUCUGUUUUGAAAUACAGUAGCACAUGGUGUGUUUUUUAAGGAU
Molecule: messenger RNA, 2721 nt
Organism: Metopolophium dirhodum (rose-grain aphid)
Lineage: Eukaryota; Metazoa; Arthropoda; Insecta; Hemiptera; Aphididae
Product: U6 snRNA-associated Sm-like protein LSm2
Exons: 4
Coding region: 2304-2588 (94 amino acids)
Biological process (GO): mRNA splicing, via spliceosome
Cellular component (GO): U4/U6 x U5 tri-snRNP complex; precatalytic spliceosome; P-body
Molecular function (GO): RNA binding
Source: RefSeq, a predicted model, not a curated record